CCAGUGUGAUCCGAGCACAAGCAUCCAGUUGUGGAGACUACAGCACAACGAGCCUGUGGACGGACAGGGCAGUAACUUAUCAAAUAUGAUACAACUUUGUGUAAAACAUUGAAUUUGUAGAUGCAUCGAAAUGUUGACUUUAUAUCCCCUUUUGCCCAUGUUUUAGAGAUGAGGCGUGAGAUGAAGGACAUCAGGCUCACCCCACGAGAAGCAGUGCAUGAUCAACGCCACCCUCAGCAAGGAGAUCUGCUAGAAGUACAGGCAGUGAUGCCUGGGGCCUUCAGCAAGUAAGACACAGGUACUGACAGGAGGCGUGACGAGAAUGCUGAUCCAGUGCCCCAUCCCCAAAACUGAUUGGAAUAAAAGCUCAAGAUCAUUGCCAGGGACAACAGCAGCAGAGUGCGAAUCCAAUCUGAAAAAGAUCUACACAGUACAAACUGUUCAGAGUUUCUGGAGUGUAUACAACAACAUCCCUCCUGUGACUACACUGCCUCUAAGAUGUAGUUAUCACUUAAUGCAUGGAGAGAGGAGGCCCCUAUGGGAAGAAGAAAGUAAUGCUAAAGGUGGAGUCUGGAAGAUGAAAGUACCAAAAGAAAGCACUUCUGCUGUUUGGAAGGAGUUGUUACUUGCCACGAUUGGAGAGCAGUUUGCUGAUUAUUGUGCUUCAGAGGAUGAAGUGGUUGGUGUAAGCGUUAGUAUUCGAGAUCGAGACGAUGUUGUUCAAGUCUGGAACGGAAAUGCAUCUCUUGCUAGUGAAGCAAAUAUCUUAGGGAAAGUCUAUGAACUCCUUCCGCACAUAACUUUUAAAGCAGUAUUUUAUAAAUCUCACAGAGAACAUCAUGCCUUUGAAGGAGGGCGUUCACGACAUUAGCCUCUGCACUUUUUGAUAAAGCUCUAUUCUCGCCUGGAUUUAACCUUCUCUCCUGAACUUAAUCCAAAAUAUAAUUUUGCAUACUGUACAUCGAACCGAGGAAACGUCAUAGAAUGUUAUUGAUAUAUAUUUUUAUAGAUUCAAAUGGCUGAGUUUCAGUCUGAUGCCUUUUAUUGUUUUUUUUUGUUUGUUCUGGAAACACAAUUCUGAAGAGAUUCUAUCUUUAAUGUACUGGUAGGUCUUUUUUAAUUUAGUCUGUCAUUUAAAAAAAAAGGUCCUUUAGUCUUCAUUCAUGUAAUUUCUGUAAAUGUGCUGUUUCUUCUUUAGAAUGAUAAUGCGCGCUAUCGCUGCACUGUCACUGCUCUGCCACUGCUCUGCUCUCUUGGCAUGCCAUGGACCUCACAAGCGAGCAUUGAUCCCUACUGUAUCUAUGGCACACCACUGACCCACAGUUCACUGGUUUUCACUACAUAUUCCCUUAGAGUGAUGUUGCUUGUUUAUACAAUGUAUGUUUUUAGCUGUCUUGGAAUUAUGAACAGCUUGUUCCAUAUAUACUUUGACUCAUUUGUGAAAAAUUUAGUGUUCUAAAAGUUGUAGUAUUUGUAACUGUUGGCAGACAGUGCUUUUUGGCACACACUCAUGUCUCACCAAUAUUAACAUCAGCAUUGAAGUUAGAGACAUUGACUCAAAUGCUACAGGUAGCAAUGAGCGAAGUCCCCAGACAUUCUUACACAUUAUGAUUAUACCUUGAUUGCAGAGCUGUUAAUAUGCAAUAGGUAUGAACAGUGUUAUACUGGUGUAUUUUUAUUUUGUAUCAGAAAAAAUUUAACUUUAAAAGGAUCAAAUAUUAACAAAGUACUGUAUAUAUAGUACAUUUACACAUUUCUAAAAGUGUGGUAAAUGCAUUCUUUGGAAGUGUUUGGGUGAAUAUAAUAAUAGGAUAAGUUACCAUUCACCUUAUUGAAACUCAGCCCAAAAUAUAAACAAAUAUCACAUGCUGCUGUCACAUCACUGUCACCAGAACACUUGUGCUGCUAAUAUACACUAUAUAUGCAAAAGUAUUUGGACACCCUUUCAAAUUUGUGGAUACGGCUGUUUCAGCCACACCUGUUGCUGACAGGUGUAUAAAAUCGAGCACACAGCCAUGCAAUCGCCAUAGAC
This is a messenger RNA of Oncorhynchus gorbuscha (pink salmon), 2032 nucleotides long. RefSeq names its product eukaryotic translation initiation factor 4E type 3-like. Gene Ontology annotation, molecular function: RNA 7-methylguanosine cap binding; translation initiation factor activity. The coding region runs from base 323 to 871 and encodes 182 amino acids. The record is from RefSeq and is a predicted model, not a curated record. Gene Ontology annotation, biological process: translational initiation. Gene Ontology annotation, cellular component: eukaryotic translation initiation factor 4F complex. The transcript is spliced from 9 exons. NCBI's taxonomy places the organism in Eukaryota, Metazoa, Chordata, Actinopteri, Salmoniformes, Salmonidae.